AUGGCAGAAUCUGCUGGCUGGUCCCUCACCGAGUCUGAUCCGGGUGUUUUCACUGGCUUGCUGCACGAGCUGGGCGUGCGAGGCUUGGAGGUCGAGGAGCUGUGGGGCUUGGACGCGCAGCUACUUCAGGAUCUCGAGUUUGUCCCACCGGUCUUUGCGCUCGUCUUCCUGUUCAAAUGGGUCGGGCAUGGCGACCCGGAAAAGAUGGACGGCAAGCUGGAGGAGCCGGCAGGUCCACACUAUUUCGCUCAUCAGGUCAUCAACAACGCUUGCGCAAGUAUCGCUCUGCUGAAUGCGACGCUCAACAUCCGCGACCCGAACGUCCAGCUUGGCGAGGAGCUCAGUAACCUGCAGCUCUUCUCCGAAGGCCUCGACCCGGAGACGCGCGGCUGGACGAUCAGCAACUCUGAAAAGAUCCGCGAAGUGCACAACUCGUUCGCCCGCUCCGACCCGUUCCACCUCGAGGAAAACCGCCCGCAGGACGAGCACGAGGACGCCUACCACUUUAUCGCGUAUCUGCCGAUUGGCGACAAGCUGUACGAGCUUGAUGGCUUGAAGCCGAUGCCGGUAUCGCACGGCGAGAUUCCUGGAGGGCGGGAGAAGUGGACGGACAUGGCGCGAGAGGUCCUCGAGCGACGGAUCGCGACCUACCCUGCCGGCGAGGUCAUGUUCAACCUUCUCGCUGUGACAGGCCGACGAACGGCUCUCCAGAAGCGCCUGGCGGAGCUCGAGGCGGCUGAUCAGAGCAGCGGAGAAGUGCAGGCUGAGUUGGUGGAUGUGCGGGACAAGCUGCAGGGUAUCGAGGAGCGGCUGAAGGACUGGGAGGUCGAGAACACGCUGCGACGGCACAACUACAUUGGGUUGGUCCACGCGCUCCUCGUCGAAUCGGCCAAGCAGGACAAGCUCAAACCGCAAAUCGAUGAAGCGAAGCAGAAGAUGAAGCAGAAGAUCGAGGAAAAGCGGAGGAAGGGGGAAAUGAUGGACGAGGACGACUGA
Messenger RNA from Rhodotorula toruloides NP11, 996 nucleotides. Its product is annotated as ubiquitin carboxyl-terminal hydrolase L5. The coding region runs from base 1 to 996 and encodes 331 amino acids. Gene Ontology annotation, biological process: ubiquitin-dependent protein catabolic process; protein deubiquitination. Gene Ontology annotation, cellular component: cytoplasm. The record is from RefSeq and is a predicted model, not a curated record. Lineage: Eukaryota; Fungi; Basidiomycota; Microbotryomycetes; Sporidiobolales; Sporidiobolaceae. The transcript is spliced from 7 exons. Gene Ontology annotation, molecular function: cysteine-type deubiquitinase activity.